This is a messenger RNA of Saccharomyces paradoxus, 528 nucleotides long. RefSeq names its product transcriptional co-activator mating type protein alpha (gene HMLALPHA1). The record is from RefSeq and is a predicted model, not a curated record. The transcript has a single exon. Gene Ontology annotation, cellular component: nucleus. Bases 1 to 528 code for a protein of 175 amino acids. Gene Ontology annotation, biological process: positive regulation of mating-type specific transcription, DNA-templated. Gene Ontology annotation, molecular function: DNA binding, bending. Lineage: Eukaryota; Fungi; Ascomycota; Saccharomycetes; Saccharomycetales; Saccharomycetaceae.
AUGUUCACUUCUAAACCUGCUUUCAGAAUCAAGAAUAAAACCUCCAAAUCAUAUAGAAACACAGCAGUUUCAAAAAAGCUGAAAGACAAACCUAUAAUUAAUCAUGUGAAGCCAAGCUGCUUCAAUGUUAUUCGACCACUCAAGAAGGAUAUUCAAAUUCCUGUACCUUCGUCUCGAUUUUUAAAAAAGAUCCAAAUACAUAAAAUAGCAUCUGGAAACCAAACUACUCGGUCUCAACAGUUCAAUAAGACAUCCAUAAAAUCUUCAAAGAAAUAUUUAAACUCAUUCAUGGCAUUCAGAGCCUAUUACUCUCAGUUUGGCUCCGGUGUCAAGCAAAAUAUCUUGUCUUCUUUGCUCGCUGAAGAAUGGCACGCGGACAAAAUGCAGCACGGAAUAUGGGACUACUUCGCGCAACAGUAUAAUUUUAUAAACCCUGGUUUUGGUUUUGUAGAGUGGUUGACGAAUAAUUAUGCUGAAGUACGUGGUGACGGAUAUUGGGAAGAUGUGUUUGUACAUUUGGCCUUAUAG